AUGGCUUGGUUCAUGAGCAUCGGCAACGCCAUGUACGCCUUUGCGAGCCUAGAUGCCGUAAUCCACAUUGCGGAGGAGAUGCAUCAUCCCGGGAAAGAGAUUCCUCGUGUCAUCAACUUGACUCUAAUGAUCGGCCUGGUAACAUCAGUGCCGUUCAUCAUCGCGAUGAUGUUCGUGAUAAAAGAUGUUGAGGCUGUGCGGGGUGCAAUUCUACCUAGUCUUGAAGCGUUUUAUCAAGCAACAGAAAGCAAGACUGCCGCUUUAGGCUUGCAAAUACUGUUGACUAUUCUGUUUUAUACGUGCAUGCCAAGUCAGUGGAUCACAUGCGGACGUCUGACAUGGGCUUUUGCUAGAGAUAACGGACUUCCGAGGUCAAAAUACUGGACUGAGAUCCACUCAUACUAUCAGUUUCCUGUACGAACCACUCUUCUCUCGGCAGCCUUCUGUGCGAUCUAUGGAUUGCUAUAUGUUGCGAGUACUCAAGCGUUCAACUCCAUCAUCGUCUCCGCAGUCCUCGCAGUAAACAUCUCCUACGUUGUCCCGCAAGCUAUCUGCCUCGUGCAAGGCCGAGGGAAGACUCUUCCCAAUCGUUCAUUCGAUCUUGGAAUCUGGGGGUACUUUUGCAAUGCAUUUUCUCCUGUUUGGAUAACCGUCAUCGGUAUCGUUAUCUGUUUCCCAAAUAUCCUACCUGUGACGGCUGCUUCAAUGAAUUACGUAUGUGUGACUUUGGGGGCAAUUGGCUGUCUCAUCAUCGGGACAUGGUACUGUAUUAGGAAGCAGUUUCAAGGGCCUGCUAUCGACUGGGCCAUGCUCAACGACCAGAACGCUAUUGAUUAA
Molecule: messenger RNA, 837 nt
Organism: Colletotrichum gloeosporioides
Lineage: Eukaryota; Fungi; Ascomycota; Sordariomycetes; Glomerellales; Glomerellaceae
Product: Choline transport protein
Exons: 5
Coding region: 1-837 (278 amino acids)
Biological process (GO): transmembrane transport
Cellular component (GO): membrane
Molecular function (GO): transmembrane transporter activity
Source: RefSeq, a predicted model, not a curated record